UGACCGGUCUAUCAAUGAUCAAUGAUCAAUGAUCAAUCCUCCUCCCCUCUCUCUCAUCUCGGUCUUUAUAUAAUCCUUUCCUCUUUCUCUCUUCUUCUAUCUCUGAAGCUCAACUUCCGUGGUCGCUAUUAACUCCACACCCAAAAAACUCACUCCCAUCUUUUCUCUCAUUUUUCUUGGCUACCCUGACCCCGCUCUCAAAAUGGAAACUUUUUCUUACCAAGACCCCUUUUUUCUGCUUGAUUCCGUUAUCCUUCCAAAUACUCCCAUUAAGACGCCUGGUUCAUUCGAGUUUAGAGACAUCAAUACCACCUAUUUUCCUCGUUUUCCACUCCAACCUCUCCAUGAGGUUUCAGUUGAUGCUGGAAGCUCUGCAGUUGAAAGAAGAAAUGCCUUUCGUAUUGAUACUGAGAAUUCCGUGUGCGGGAAACAGAAGACAUAUUCUUCAUCCAAGGUUGUACGUGUUGAAAGUGGCGAUCAGGUCAUUCAGACCGAGACUCAGAAAAUGGACAAGAAAAGGAGGAAAAACAGAGAUGGGUUCAGCUCCAACUCUGCUCAAUCCAAGGAUGUAGAAGAAGGUAAACGCAAGAGACAGAGGAAAUGCAACAGUGCAUCGAAAAAAACAGAAGAGAAGACGAAAUGCGAUAAGAAUGACGAGAAGAAAGUGGCUGAAGAGCCCCCGACUAGCUAUGUUCAUGUAAGAGCAAGGAGGGGUCAAGCAACAGAUAGCCACAGCCUUGCAGAAAGGGCAAGAAGGGAGAAAAUCAGUGAGAGAAUGAAGAUGUUGCAAGGUCUUGUCCCUGGUUGUGACAAGAUAACUGGUAAGGCUCUUAUGUUGGACGAGAUAAUCAAUUAUGUCCAGUCCCUACAGUAUGAAGUUGAGUUCCUCUCCAUGAAGCUUGCAUCAGCUUGUCCAGUUUUCUAUGAUUUUGGAGCCGAUCUAGAUAUUUCCCUGCCAAAACCAGAGAACCCGAGUAGCCAGACGUUACCACUGUCAUCAGAGCAAGCGCAAGUAUGCUGCUCCACGCAGCCCACAACUUUUGUGGCUGCUACAACUACCCUCGACACGACAAAUAACUACCUAAUCCUGGACAGUUCUGUGGAUUGUUUACUUCAACCAGGACAGAAGCUCAAUGCCCAUGUCUUCUCUCAGGGUAAUGGAAAUUCAUUAUGGGAUGAUGCGGAAAACCAGAUUCAGAAGUUUACUACUCAACCGGGGUUCAAUACUUUUCGUUGUUUCCAGCAAGAUUAGUAUAAAACAAACCUAGCUACAGGCAUUUGUUUGUAAAAAAAUUUCACAGUGGUAGCAGACUAGCAAAGGAAGAAAGCUAUGAAAGCCACAUGGAAUCAAAGCCUUUUUCCUUUCACAGUAAGAAGUCGGAAUUGAUUGGACCCGUUCUAUGUGCAAUGAACAGAAAAAAGCUAGAUGAUUGUAGAUCCCCUUGUCGCUGUCCAAUUGAUGACCCCACUCGACGUGAAGCACAGAAAAUCCCCACUCCAGACUCUCAGUGGUAGCUUAAUAAGGAACGGGGAGUACAGUCUACUUAUCCCAAGUAAAUAAUAUAUAUUUAUGUAAUAAUUUUUUUUAAUUAAUGGUAUUUAUGUAGUAAUGACAACAUUGAUUUGUUCACUCCUGAUUUGUCCCGUAGCCCGGUAUGCACGACUAUGUUCGUAGCCCAUCCGAGCGAUUCUCGUAUUUAAUUUCUUGCUGGCUAACAGCCUAACACCAUUCUUUUUCCACAAUAACAAAGCCGCAUUUUUUGGAAGCCAACAAGACCCCUUCUA
Nelumbo nucifera (sacred lotus) is the source of this 1785-nucleotide messenger RNA. RefSeq lists its product as uncharacterized. Gene Ontology annotation, molecular function: protein dimerization activity; DNA-binding transcription factor activity. NCBI's taxonomy places the organism in Eukaryota, Viridiplantae, Streptophyta, Magnoliopsida, Proteales, Nelumbonaceae. Gene Ontology annotation, cellular component: nucleus. Gene Ontology annotation, biological process: regulation of DNA-templated transcription. The record is from RefSeq and is a predicted model, not a curated record.